AUGGCGCCCCAGCUUGGCUACGAGCCUGUCGAUGCUACAGACGUGCCGCCUCCUAGAGAAAUCGAGGUAUCGGUUCCUGGCGGUAUCUCGGCCACUAUAGCGGUGCCGCACGGUGUGGACUCCGAUGAUCCACGAUGGGCUACUCCAACUAAAAGAAUGGUGCUUAUCUUGCACGGCCAGAUGGGUCAUCUUGGCAGCUUAUCGGGCAUGUACUCGUUGAGAAUAGACUUUCGUGGUUGUGGAGCACUGGAUGAUUGUGCUGACCCUAAGGUGGGACGUGUUGUCGAGUCGGACCUUGAGGACAUAACCCGAUGCAUGGAAUUUAUUACGAAUGCGUCGUUGAACCCGCUAGGCGUGUCGUUUGUGCCUCUGGCUAUAGUAGCACACUCUCGAGGUGCUGUGGUGAUGUACUUGUGGGCUUUGCAGCAGGAAGCCUUGCUCAAGAAUGGAGAUCCAGAAAGAAAGGCCUUCAACGUGCCAAACUUGGUGAGCUGCUCAACUAGAUACAAUUCUCUCACGAUGUUUGAGAAGGAGGACAUCAUCGAUGACGACUUUGAGUUCUUGGAAAUGAGAUGUCUUCGUCAUGGUAAGGUUCAACUCGUGGAGGUGCCUCGUCAUGAAUUGAACAGUCUUAUCGAUGCUGACUUGACUUGUGUCAAGGACCUUCCAGCAAAUUGGUCCGUGUUGAGUGUCUACGGAAUGGAAGACGAGGUUGUUUCUGCUAAUGAUGGCGCCCAGUUCUCCAACCUCCUAAGCAGAUGUCGAUACUCCAUCAUCUCGAACUUAUUGAAAACGCUGACCACAUACAGCGAAGAGGACCAAGAGGACUACAAUCCUCAAGGCUGGCCGGUUGCACCAAACAAGCUUGUCAAUUAUAGGCACCAUGCAGCGGCUGCCAUUUUGCACUGGCUCAAGCCAGAAAAUGAACUGCUUCGCUUCUUGUAUGCCAACGCUUCAAUUCAAUCUGUUCCACGCUGGAAAUCAGCAGAUGGUUUAUACAAUUUUAGAGACAUUGGUGGCUGGCAGUUGAUCAGGCCCACCUUUUCAAAGAGUCUGAAGGUCGGCCUGUCUAUUUCUGUGAGGUCCAACUACAUUUAUCGCUCUUCUGGGAUCAACUCUAUCACUGGCGGAGGAGCUGACACCCUUGGAAAGAUGGGCGUGAAAACCGUCUUUGAUUUGAGAUCUCCUCAAGAAGCUGCUGGUGAUUUGGACCCUGGCUACUUAACUCAUGCUGGUAUCAAGGUUAUAAAAUCUCCUAUUUUCGACUUGGAGCUGGUUGCGCCUGAGAAACUAGCCAAGACGCUUGUUUCGAGCAGUCAAAGCAAGAACAAGUCCGAGCAUAUUUACAAAGAGAUCCUCAGGGAAGGCAUCCCGCUGCUUCGAACAAUAUUCACUUACAUCAAAGAUCACCCGCUUGAACCAUUGCUUUUAUCCUGUUCGAACGGGCAAGAUUUGACUGGCGUUGUCAUCAUGUUGAUCUUGAGCUUGUGUGGAGUUGAAAAGCACGUUAUUGCUCACGAGCAAGGCUUGAGUGUCAUUGGAACUCACAUGCGCCGCCAGGUUGCCCAGAACAAACUGGUUGAACGUGUUUUUACCAAUAGCUCUUCUGUGAAUGAGGAGAAUAUAGCUGUCAGCAUGUUUAGGACACUUGACACUCUAGAGGAAAAUUAUGGUGGAAUCAAGGGCUAUAUGGGAGUCCAGCUAGGUUUCGAUGAAAGCGAGGUGAAGGCAAUCUACAAUAACUUGGUAACACCGCAAGCAAAGGGCCAAAUUAGCUUCCCAGUAAGCAAAAUUUAA
Molecule: messenger RNA, 1797 nt
Organism: Candidozyma duobushaemuli
Lineage: Eukaryota; Fungi; Ascomycota; Pichiomycetes; Serinales; Metschnikowiaceae
Exons: 3
Coding region: 1-1797 (598 amino acids)
Molecular function (GO): phosphoprotein phosphatase activity
Source: RefSeq, a predicted model, not a curated record